Molecule: messenger RNA, 9460 nt
Organism: Labeo rohita (rohu)
Lineage: Eukaryota; Metazoa; Chordata; Actinopteri; Cypriniformes; Cyprinidae
Product: dermatan-sulfate epimerase-like protein
Exons: 2
Coding region: 790-4431 (1213 amino acids)
Molecular function (GO): sulfotransferase activity; chondroitin-glucuronate 5-epimerase activity
Source: RefSeq, a predicted model, not a curated record
CGGAGCCGCAGACAAAUGGCAGAACGCGUUGAACAUCAGACGCGUUUUACGCAACAAAAUCACGCGUUAGCGGACGGAUGCGGACAAACACACAUCAUAAAUGUCAUCUCUGAGGAUUAUUAGACCGACAGUGAAAUAGCCGUUAUUUAGAAUGUCGUGGAUUGUGCCUUUUCUUCAUUUCUACUGGAAGUUUCCAUUAACUUGCGCUCUGUUUCUACAUCUGUCUGCAGUGCGCGGCGAAUGAGCGCGCGUCCGCGAUGGAGAACAGACGAUCAGCACGCGCGGGAGCACAGAUCCUUUCCUGAAGAUGUCAGAUAGCGCUGCGUGAUGAUGAUCGUGAUGAUGAUGAUGCGUGUGUUUGUGUGUUAUGAUCGGAGGGGUUCGAGAUUGAUGAAGGAUCGACUGUGAUGAUGAUGAUGAUGAUGAUGGAGCGGAGCAGAUGCGCGCGCGCACGCUCACAAUCCAAACCACAUCACCUGACAGCUCCAUUUAAUGGAUUACAGAGAACUAGGUCGGAUUUCUCCUACAAAUGAAUGGAUUAGUGACUUACACCUUAUUCUACACAUCAUUCCUCCUCAUCUCAUUGUUUGAUUGGACACAUCAGUGUAUCAGACUGUGGAGGCCAAAGAAAACGCUUACCAGAGCCCAAGUCAAUAACGACUGAAACAAGCACCCAUUAUCAUUGUAUGUCAUGAAAAACAUUGCCUUUGAACCAGAAGGUAACGUGGGGAGAGGGAAACCAGAUUAAAUCGGGGGAGAGGAGCACCAAAGCCACCAAACAAAGGGAAAAUGUUGUGGACAGCGGUUUGGAGGUCCAUAGGGUGGCCUACAUUUGCAGCGUCUCUGUUUCUAGCAAUGGGAGCUUCAUUCUCUGAAGUCUUUAAUGCCACAGGGAAAGAUAUUUUUAGUGACUUUGGACAAUUCCAGAUUACUGAGAAUGGGCCACCAGAGCUACGGAAACUCCAAGCCGCUAAUCUUCACCCUAACUUAUACUUUAACCAGGACGAUAUAACACAGUUGAGACAAAGGUCAACUACGACUCACAGCCACAUCUUUAAAGUGAUCCGGACAGCUGUGCUGACGAUGCUCUCCGCCGGUCCGCUCUACAUGCCACCCACAAAGCACGAGGAGUUCACCAGCAAAUGGAAUGAGAUUUAUGGAAACAACCUCCCGCCUCUGGCCCUCUACUGCCUACUGUAUCCCGAGGACACAGCUGCCGUGCAGUUCCUGAUUAAGUUUAUGGACCGUAUGUCGGAAUAUCCUGACUGGAAAGUAAGCAGCGCACCAAACGACGAAGUUCCAAUGGCUCAUUCUCUCACUGGAUUUGCUACCGCUUUUGACUUUGUCUACUCGUUGCUGGAUCAGAAGCGCCGAGACCUGUACUUAAAGAAAAUUUCUGCUGAAACCCAAGCGCUCUACGAGACGUCUAAGUACAGGGGCUGGGGAAAGCAGUUUAUUCAGAACCAUCAAACCACUAAUAUAGUUGCUAUUCUGACUGGAGCUAUAGUUGUGGGUGCACACGAUGACACUCAGUCGAUGGUUUGGAAACAGGUGUCUGUAAAUUACAUGGAGAAGACAAUGUUUCUGUUAAGUCACGUAGUAGACGGCUCUCUGGACGAGGGAGUUGCAUACGGGAGUUACACAGCAAAGUCAAUCACGCAGUACGUUUUCCUGGCAAAUCGCCACUUCAGCAUAGACAACACGCAGAACAACUGGCUGCGUACUCAUUUCUGGUUUUAUUACGCCACUUUGCUUCCGGGCUUUCAGAGAACGGUUGGUAUAGGGGACUCAAACUAUAACUGGUUCUAUGGACCAGAGAGCCAACUAGUGUUUUUAGAUUCCUUUGUGAUCAAAAACGGGUCCGGGAAUUGGCUGGCACAGCAGAUUAGGAAGCACAGACCUAAAGAUGGUCCCAUGGGUCAGUCCUUCGCCCAGCGCUGGACGACGCUUCACACUGAGUUUCUCUGGUAUAACGCCGACCUUACUCCACAGCCCCCUUAUGGCCACAAUAAGGCUAAGAUGCACAUCUUCUCAAACUGGGGAGUGGUGACUUACGGGGCAGGUUUAUCUGUUGCUCAGGGCAACACCUUUGUCUCAUUUAAAUCUGGUAAGCUGGGCGGUCGGGCGGUGUUUGACAUUGUCCACGCCAAGCCUUAUUCAUGGGUCGAUGGCUGGAACAGCUUUAACCCCGGUCAUGAGCACCCAGACCAAAACUCGUUUACUUUCGCCCCUAACGGACAAGUAUUCGUUUCUGAGGCAUUAUAUGGCCCCAAAUACAGCUUCUUAAACAACGUGUUAGUGUUCAGCCCUUCUCCAACGAGCCAGUGUAAUGUCCCUUGGGAAGGACAGCUCGGGGAAUGUGCCAAGUGGCUCCGCUGGACCGACACAGGGGUCGGAGACUCGGCGGGAGAGUUGAUCGCUGCUUCUGCCCAUGGAGACACUAUGUUUGUGAGCGGAGAAGCGGCUGCGGCGUAUUCCUCAGCCAUGAGACUGAAGAGCGUGUACCGAGCCCUGGUUCUCCUCAACUCGCAGACUCUUGUGGUAGUUGACCACAUCGAGAAAAGAGACGACUCACCCGUGAACGUCGUCAGCGCGUUCUUUCACAAUCUUGAUAUCGACUUUAAAUACGUGCCCCAUAGUUUCACAGACAGGUACAAUGGGGCACUGAUGGACGUCUGGGAUGCUCAUUACAAAAUGUUCUGGUUCGAUAGUCAGGGACGCAGCCCCGAUACACAAAUACAGGAGGCUGAGCAGGAAGCCGAGUUUAAAAAGAGGUGGACGCAGUUUAUCAACGUCACCUUUCCUUUCACAGACUCAGUGGGUAGGAUGGUGUAUGUGAUGCACGGGCCUUACGUUAAAGUUUCCAACUGCAGGUUCAUUGAAAGCAGUAAGAAUGGGCUCAAACUUUCUCUUGUCAUCAACAAUACUGAGAAAAUACUAUCUAUAGUAACCAAUCACAGAGACAUUGGGGCGCGUUCCAGCUAUCUGGGCUUUGGGGGUUACGCAAAGGUGGAAGACAGACAUCAGAUUAUCCAUUUUGGCUUGGGGACCCAGAUUGUCCCCAAACAGACAAAACUGCACAAUCAUCUCUUUGAUUUUGGAGUUACAGUGAAUGUCGUAGCCGGAGUAAUACUGUGUGUUGCCAUUGUUUUCUUGACCCUACAGCGAAAGUUUUACGUUUGCUUUAGCAGACUGAUGCGUUAUGCUUUGCUUUCGGUGUUAAUGCUGUGGAUAACCGAGCUCCUGUUUGUCUCGAACAGCUGCGAUCAGCUCCUCUGUAAGGUGAAGUGGCGCGGAGCCACCACAGACCCUGAGCUUAGUAAACAAAUGACGCUUUAUGACCAGUAUCAGCUCCCUCUGCCCACGGUAGUGAUAACCACGCUACCUGGCUCUGGAUCUGACAUCCUUAAGCACCUUUUCUACAACAACACAGACUUUGUCUACCUGCGCAUCCCUACGGAACACUUGGAUAUCCCCGAAACAGAGUUCGAAUUUGACUCUUUAGUGGAUGCUUGCGAAUGGACGCGGUCGGAAGCCCAGUGCGGGCGUUUUAAAAUGAUUCAGGGCUGGCUACAUUCACUGGUUCACAACACCCACUUAUUCCUGCAAAACAUCCCACUCCAUGACACCAGCCACCUGAAACUGGCCCAAAGAGUUAGUCUUUCCCAGGACAAGAGGAAGAGACUGAGGAGGAGAGAGUCAAAGGCUGAAAUGAAAGGCCGGUUGCGAGUCGACAGGGACGUCGAGUACGUCAGAGAGCUGAGGAGACACACGGUGGACUAUCCUAACGCCCGUGUGGUUCUCAAUCUCUGCAGUGGCAGCUGGGCUCUUAAGCUGCCCUUUCUCCAAGAAGUUAUCGGCCCUUCUCUGAGAGCCAUCUAUGUUGUCAGGGACCCUCGUGCAUGGAUUUAUCUGAUGCUGUAUAAUAGCAAACCUAGCCUUUACUCACUCAAGAACAUUCCACAGCAUCUAGCUCUUAUUUUCAAGCAGGAUAUGGUGAGCGACAGGUGUCCGACCGCAUUUGCCACCGAGUUUAGGAAGCUGUGGCAGCUCAUAUCCCAUUCAGAGACCAAUCCUGUGCUGUUGCUCGCCCACCUGUGGCUCGCUCACACCGCUGCUGUUCUCAGAGUCGCAUCUACCUUAUCUGAAGAGUCCUAUCUUCAAGUCAGGUUUGAGGAUGUGGUGAACUAUCCUCAAGAGACGGCCGAGAAGAUACACUCCUUCCUUGGAAUCCCCGUAUCACCGUCGGCCCUGAAUCAGCUCACGUUCACCACCUCGACAAACUUGUAUAACCUGAUGUAUGAAGGGGACAUAUCACCAGCCAACAUCGACAAAUGGAGGAGAAACAUGCCAAGGAGAGACAUCAGACUCAUAGAGUACACAUGUGGAUUACUGAUGAGGCAACUCGGGUAUCACAGGUUCACUGAUUAAAUAGCUGCAGGCCAGCUGUUGUCAUUCAUCUCUUGUAUCUGAUUGUUUGAUAUUUGUGUUGUACUUUUGCACAAAUUUGAGUUGCAAUCAAAGUAAAGUGAAAAUGAAAGAACUAGGCACAAGAAAUGAACUUCAGUCUGUGAUUCUGCACCAUGUCCAAUCAUCAUGUCUAAUCUAAUAUGCAGUAUGUGUGUGUGUGUACUUGUUUUUGCUACAUUGUGGGGACCAAAUGUCCCCACAAGGAUAGUAAAACCUGAAAUUUUUGACAUUGUGGGGACCAGCCGUCCUGCAAUGUGUGUGUUGAAGAGAGUGAAUUCAGCAAAGCAAGGACGCAUUCAAUUGAUUAAAAGUAACAGCAAACACUUACAUUGUUCCAAAAAAAAUUCUAUUUCAAAUAAAUGCUGUUCAUUUUCCACAAUUUAUUAAAAUGUGAAUACAGUUUUCAGUCUAUUCAAGAACAGAUCUCAAAUCGGCAUAGUAUAAUGACUGGUAACACUUUACAGUAAGGUUCAUUAGUUAACAGUACUUAUCUACUUUAGUUAAGAUGAACUAAGAAUGAACAGUACUUCUAGUAUUGUUCUACUUUCAGCAUUUAUUACUCUUAGUUCAUGUUAAUGUCAGAAUUUACUAAUGCAUUAUUAAAAUCAGUUGUGCUAGUUAACAUUAGUUAGUGCACUGUGAAUUAACAUAAGUUAACAAUGAACAACUGUAUAUUCAUUAACAUAAACAAAGAUUAGGGUUAGGGUUAGGGUUAUUAACAUGACCAUUGUUUGUUCAUGUUAGUUAAUAUAUUAAUUAACAUUAACUAAUGGUACCUUAUUGUAAAGUGUCACCAACUGAUUUCUGAAGGAUGAAGACAAAUGACUGCUAAAAAUUCACGGGAAUAAAAUAUAUUUUAAAUACAUUAAUAUAAAAAACAUGUUUUUCAAUAUUAAUAUGGCAUUUUUACUGUAUUUUUGAUCAAAUAAAUGCAGCCUUGUUGAGCAGAAGAGACUUCUUGGAAAAACAUUGCACCAAUCCACACUUUUAUGUAAAGAUAUUUACAUUAGUCUCCUUUAUAUUAGACACUGUGUUUGCAGUGAUUUAGUCACAGUUAUCUACAUACUGUGUUGUUCCGCCUUUAAUUAUCAGGGAGGGAAAAAGUUAACGUUUGGCUUCCAUAUAGUUACAUGUAAGUCCAGUGGCUGAAGAACUUCACCAUUACAUUAAAAAUCCACUGUCCGGAUUAGCCCUUUUUAGGCAUAAUUAGAUAUUCAAUGAUUGAUGAGAUUACUGUCCUAAAAUGACAGAAUGAAUUAAGAUGAAUGUUUAAUUUUUUUUUUUUUGGACAUUUUCCAGUUAGGUUUUGUAGGCAGAAAUAAUGUUUGACACUGUCGACAGAAUGUCAUUUUACAUAUUUCCACAAGUAAUUUGACAGUAACAAAGUGUAGAAUGUUUUAGUUUUAUUUUUUGCAUGCAAAAAAUACAAAGACACUGUAACAAUUCCCUUUAGCCAUGUACACUCACACAAACCACUGGUUGUAUUUUUGCUGUCAUUUUGCGUUCUGUGUCUGCAGUCCUGCUCUUUUUCGCAUCCAGAGGUGCGUUUCCCCAAAGGAGUACCAACAUAGUUCAGUAAUUCAGUUAUUCCUGAAAUCGUAGUUACAACGAACAAUUGCAAACAGCAUCGCAAACCUAUGUGGUUGGAACUACAGCUCUCCACCUGACAAUCUAUAUCUUUUAUUCGAUACAUAUACAAAAUUUCAAUCUACAUCUUUUAGUUUGUUUACAGAAUUAAAGUGCCAUUUCAGAGUGUGCGUGUGCAGAUGUGUUAUACAGUAAUACCGAAGGGGAACCCUGGAGUGACAAGGAAACCCUCAAAAUAAAGCAAAAUAAUAGAUAUAACGAAACAGGCUCCAUAUGUUCAUUAUUUACAGCAAUAAUCUGACAUUAAUUUGGAACUGAUUUCACCUGCUUGACAUCAUUAACAACAAUUCAAUUUAAGCAACAGAUGUGUGACGAAGUUCCUACGUGUUUGGAGAACAGUCUUAAGUCUUGACUAGUUCUUUCUGGUACUGUGGUAGUUAAGCAGUGAGUUACGCCGCUGUUGGGGAAACGCACUCCUGAUGGUCUGAUUCUUCAGUCUGACUGGUUUUAUGUUUUCAUGUCUCAGUGGCCUUGAUCUCUGACUCUUGAAGCUUUAUUAAGGUUUGAUUUCUCAACAUUAAAUAAAGUCGAUGUAUGAUUUUGAACCUGUGAUCAGAUGCAGCAAAUGCAGUCUACUACAUGUGUUAUAAAACACCACUUGACGUCACACUCUAUGGCAAGACUUUUUUUUUUCUUAAAACAUACAAAAAUUACUAGUACUUGUUUCAAUAGUGGCUAGUCUCUAUUCAGUAGUCACUAGUACUUAACCAUUCUAUAUAUUUUAAUAUGUAAAUUAGGCAUGUGACAGUAUCAAAUUUUCUUGUUGCAAUAAUCGCUGAACCUUUUGUCACAGUAUACGGUAUUAUCACAGUACUGAAAUUUAGUUGCAAAAACUGUUGUCAGAAAACAGUAUAACAGGUUUAAUAACUUUUUUUUCUUAUAACAAAAAGAACUGAACAUUUAAAUGCAAUAAAGCAAUGCACAAAAAUAUAUAAAGUAAACAAAUAUGUUUCAAACAGAUAAAAGUGCAAAAGAAUUAUAAAGAACAAUAUGUUAAGAUUAAUUAAUGUUUAGAAGGUUUUCUCAUUGGCAGUUUAUGUUAACCAAUGAAUUAACCAAUAUUAACUAAUGUAGCCUUAAUGUAAAGUGUGAUGAACAAUAAAGAAUCAAAACAUUUUCAAACAAUAUCUACACUCUACACUCUACACACCGAUGGGUAAAAAACCAACCUAGUGCUGGGUAAAACAUGGACAGGGUUGUUCUGACCCAGCAGCUGGAUUAAAUGUUAAACAUAACUUUCUGAAUAUUAACCCAACAGCUGGGUCAAAACCCAAUCACUGGGUAUGUUCAUAUUUUACCUAGCGCUGGGUUUUAUUUAACCCAGCAGCUUUUAGAGUGCAGGACAUAUUGUAGUCCUGAUUAAAAUGUAAUAAAGUUUGAAAAUAAAUAUUUUCUAAAAAGUCUAAGUAUUUGGUGCUAUGAUGAACACUGUAGUGAAUACAAAAAUCUGAAUGUUUAAUCAUUUAAAUCCUGUUCAGAAACAGAAAGCAGUGCAGCUGUUUUGUUUACAUGGUUACCGGGGUAACGGCUGCAUUUCUGCUGUUCCAUCAGUGCCAUCUGCUGUCAGAGAGUGAAUGUGCACUUUCAUUCAAUGUGUCUCCUUCACUUGUUUCGCCAUGCGCUUCUCAUCCAUAUUGGGCUUGUUUACAUCAGAGUGGGCGUUUGUCUUUCAGCAGCAUACAGCGGUGUUGUGCAUUUUAACCAGCUGAUAGGGAAAGUAUUCUUACAAUGCAUACAAAAAUCUCUAAUAAAGAAUUAUUUGCUGUAUUGUUUAAGUGCCUACGGUAACAAUAUCGUGCAUGCCAAAAAAAAAAUAUUUUUGGUUUGAUUUCCAUGUCUAUUGAAUUGAAGUGAUGCGUUUUAAAGCCAUAUUAGUUGAAUCUUAUGAUAUAGGGUUUUCUGAGCGCACACAUCCAAAGCACACGUACAGAAACCAGAUGUCACAUGUCAUGUGAAUACUAAACCUUUCUCUUUUAUUGUGCUUAAACUGUCAGAUACACACAAGUUUAUGCUGAAAACACACAGAAGAUACUAAAACAGUUGGUUAUGUCUGUAAAGUUAAACAGCUAGAAAAGAAAUCACAUGUAGAUCUGUGUAUUAAGUGACAGCAGCGAAACAUAGUACCUAUACUGCAGUCUCCGCUGAUAAUGUGACCCAAACAAUAAAAUAAAUCAGAAAAUCGGCUCACUCAGGGCGGUGUCUCUGCUAACACCACAGUGUCCAUCAACAUGAGUCAUGAGUGCGGCUGUAAAAUGUCACAUUUUGUUGGUUUGUUCUGAGACACUGCUUAUGAUUUAUGGGGAUUUAAAAGAAAGGAGUGGGUGUUUUUUUUAUCAUUAUAGUGUGGGUGUGAUUAAACAACAGGAAUUUUGCAUAAUAGGUGCCCUUUAAAGGAGAUGACUUGAUGGAGAUGUGUAGUGUUCUCAGUCUGAAACCUCAGCCUGAUCUCUGAAGUGUUUGCAAGUCUUCUCCUGAUCUUAUAAAGAUAGUAACACUCAAAACAUUUGACUGUUGCAGUGUCAAAUUCAGACACAUAAGACCCAAUGAGAUUUCACAUUCAGACCUGUGUAAUUAAAUGAACAGACCUAGAACAGUUUCUGAUGACUGCUAAUAUAACACACAAAUCAACUGGAUUUUGUUUAGAAUCAGUUUAUGCUUUGUUUAUGUUUUUUUUUUUUCAACAUACAUAAAUGUAAUAGCAUUUAAUUUAGCAUUAAGGUAUGGAAAAGUACAUCGUUCCAAGUUACAACCACACUUUACAUAAGAAUAUGAUGAUGUGACAAACCCAUAUUUUUCAUGCCAAUAAAAUGCGGCAGACACUGGAAUGAGAAAAUCUCACAUUCAGGGUCUGAAUAUGCUGUUAAAACUGAAAACUAGAAACCUGGAUGGAAGAACAAAAUGAAUAACAAAUACUCCAUUAACAAAAUUCUGUCGUUUAAUGCUAGGAGAGCUAACAGAAGAAUCCUGACAGAUUUACACAUCACAGAUUCAGCAGCUCUGAUGUCUGUCGCUGCUGGAUCUCUGUGUUUGUUUCCUCAUGUGUGUUUCUCAUGUCACGUGAUCAGAGCGAUCAACGUCUCCUAGGAAAUGCUUGUUUGUGUAAUUCCCUUGCGAUUACUCAAGUUAGUUGAGUAUCUGCUCUCCCCUGUGUGUCUCAUAUAGUCGCCGGGUUGCUCUCAUUUGUUCUUCAUUGCGGUGCUGCUCUUCUGCUCUCUCUCAGCUCUACAGGAGUUUAUCAGUCUCUGAACUGCCUUCUGCGUCCUCAAGACUCCUCCCAUCAUUUAUUGCUCUGUGGAUUUAUUCUCUGGGUAGUUUUCUCUCUCUCUCUUUGAGUUUCAAUAAA